UCAGGGGGAUUGCAGUGAUAGGACUAAUCCUGAAUUCGAUAUUAGCGUUGAGGAUACAGAUAAACUAGAGUCUGGAUUCUCAUUGACGCAAAAUGUCAUCGAAAAUACUGGUACCGCCAGCAGAGAGUUCGAAGCUCAGCAACGUCAAAAACAGGAGACAGGUAGCCUGCAUAGAUACGAGGAAAUGAUUAUUCUUUGUAGACCAAUGUUGGUGUCAAAUAUAAUUGUUAGUCAGGUCCUUCCUCAUCUGCACUCGUGCUUUAGUCAAACUGAUAUCAGUGCCAUUAAAAGCGAACCAGAUCGACACAAAGCAGUAGAGCUUUUACUAGACAAAUUACAAGCAAGCAAGGAACCUGGGAAAUGGAAAAUGUUUGUUCAAGCAUUGGAAGAGUGUAAAUAUCAGACGAUAGUGGAUGCUCUGAGACGAAAAGGUGCUGCAGACAAUAAUGAUCCUAUUAAGAUCUUGCAUAUGUUUUCACCUAAACUUCGAGAAAUGAUUGUACCAUCUGAGCUAACAGCUGAACUCCUGAAGGCAGAUGUCAUCAACUCCGAUGACAGAAGUGAAAUACACCAGAAAGAACGUUCCGCUGGCGCUGUCGCGGCAGCUGACAUCUUGCUUGAUAGAAUUCCUAGUAAACAUCCGAGGUGGUUUGAUAAUUUUCUCGAAGCAUUAAGGAGUGUCAACCGAUCUGAUCUGGCAGACAUGCUGACAGGCAAGGACAAUACGGAAUAUGAAAGUACGUUGCCAAAUGUUAAACAAAAUCCAACAACUGAAGUGCAGGCUAAAACAGAAUCAACAAUGUUUGAUGUAAACAAAGAAAGUAGAAGCAACGAUCAUAAAAAUCUUGAGCCACUCAUGGAUCAACUGGAACGUUUUAAUCCAAAUGAUGAAACUAUAGAAAAGGAUAUUCUGGUAGAGGAUAGAGAUUUGAGAUCAGAGAAAAAUAUUAAGAGUACACCAGUCGUUUUACAUGGUCAAAGCAGAACUGUAACAGACGAAAGCGAAAGAGAAAACGUUCAACCAGAUACAUCGUUGUUACAUGAACAACCAAACUCUGGUUGUUUACAUUGCUUCUGUAUUUCUAAAAACAAAAUUGAAAGUGAAAAUAUUCAAAAGUUGAAAGGGAGAAAUCGCGAUCUGGUUAUUAAAACAAACGAUCUUGAAUUAGAGCUGAAAGAAUUAGAGAAAAUUCUACAUGCUCAUAAAAAAUACAAUGAAAUGCAAUUGCAAAAGAGAAGCCUCCUUGAAAAGAUUCAAGUAGAAGAGAAGAAAACAGCUGAUUUAAAAGCUUCAAUAUCGGAGUGAAAAGCGAGCCACAAUGUGUUGAAAGACUGGAAGACGUAAUCUGCAAGUAGACGUCAUGCGACAAUAUUUUUCAGCGUUUUACAAAAAAAGUGUCCUUGUAUUAACUUUAAAGAUAGUACCUGUAGUUGUUUAGGGCUUGAUUGCUGAUGUUCAGAACACGGAACAUAUACUGUUAAUAAUCCAUUAUAAACAAAAGUCAAUGUCCACUAAUCUAAAUAGGGAGAGCGCCGAUCUACGGAUUGCGGGGUCGUGAGUUCGAUCCCUGGGUGAGACGUAUGUUUUCCUUGACGAUUUGAUAAAAGACAUUGUGUCUGAAAUCAUUCGUCCUGUCCCUCUGAUUUAUGUGGGGAAGUUGGCAGUUUCUUGCGUAAACUACCCGAAGUUACAUAACCGUUGAAAUACUGUUGAAAAAACGGCGUUAAACCCAAAACAAACAAAAAAGCAUAAUAAACAAUUAGGAGACAGAAGGAGGAUGUCAAUUUUAUAUAUAUAGGAAAGAAUAAUUACAUUUACACUUUGUGGUAAAAAAAGCGUUACAAUUGCUUGUUAUUUUUUUGUGAUUUUGAUUUUUGAGCUGUGAUUUACUCGUUCUUCCUGGCUUUUGCUGUAGUAUGCUCAUAUGCUAACAUGCAUUCACGGCUCAAUAAUACCUCGUAUAUACACAAAUAAGUUUAACUUGAACAAUGCAAGGGAAAUAAACUGUACAAUAGACAAAGGUUACCUUGAAUUUAGAUGUUUUGUGGCAAGAAAAAUGAUAAGUAUAAAUUAUGAUCAAGUUCCUCUUCAUACCAUUUUACUGUCGGAAUUAUGGUAUAAUAGUGUUACAGGAUUUUAAUCUACUGAAUCUUCUCAGUUAAAUGUUUGAAAGUACUGUCAUGUGUUAUGCUUUACAUAAAUUGUACUAUGUUUGACUAUAAAUUGUAUGUAUGCAAUUUUAUGUUAAAUAAAGUAUAUGUUAUGUAUGUUAAAAAAAUAAAUACUUCCGGUAAAGUAAAACGGAGGGAUGCUUUUUAAUCAAUGCCCGUCCGUAUGUUCGUUUGUCCUAUUUUCGUAUCUAGUCUAUAAUUCUUGAUUCUCUUAAACUAUGUUCAGGAAAUUCGAGUCAAAUAUGCAGCCCGUUAAUACAAUUCAUUUUUUGCAACCUAUGUUCAAGUCACACCGACCAAAGGUCAUAGUAAAGGCAAAAGUUUGAAUCUUGGAUGUCGUGAUCGAGGGAGGCAUACAACUUACACUCCUUUAACGAUUUAUUAUGGUACUAUAUAUAAAAUUGGUACGAAUACAUUCACACCAAAUCACAGAAAGAAAGCGUUAUUUUACAUGAAAAAUGAACAGCAAACAAAACAUAUAUAUUGUGAUACAAAACAAGUGUCAAUUUACUGUUUUUGCAUUCCGGAAAAUAUUUGACUAAAGGGCCAACAGUUUCCGACAGUUCAACGCCAUUUUUAAAGAACUUUGAUACAUUUGUAAUAAUGUCCAGUGCUGGGAUUUCGCACGAAUUAACGUAGUUUUCAGGAUUUGUUUUUAUUUGUUAAAUAAAAUGGCAUUCAUUUUAAAUUUAUUUAUUUAUUUAUUUGGGUUUUACGGCGCACCAACACAGUAUACUUUUGACAUUAUUUUAAGAAUAGUGCGGUAAAACAUGUAUUGGACAGGUAGGUUGUUGAUAAAGAUACUGUCUUUUUACAAAAUAUUUUUGUGAUAUGGUAAUAUACUUCUACACCUUAAACAUCACAAUGGUGAUUCAUCCAUUCUAAUAAUUAUUCAUCGUGGGCUCAACGCGAAACUAGUCUUUGGGCGUUUUAGAAAAAUGUUCAAGAGAAUGGAAAAUAAAACGUUCCAAGAAAAGAAAGAAUUUGUUUUAUUAAGUAUCAUGAAGAUAUUAUAUCUGUUUUAGUGUUACGAAUACAUGAACACAUUAAUGUUUGUAUUCUGAUCACUUGAACAAAGUUUUUGCCUAAAAAUUCAAGCAGAAUACUUGCACACUGAAUUAUGAUAAAAACCUUUUGAGUCAAUGCGAAACUAUUCUAUGUGAUUUUUAAAUAAUCUUUUAUAAAUGCGCUUAUGCCCAUUUUAUCAACAUAAAAACCUAUGAGGGUAUGUGUUUCGUAUAUUGGUGAAAAAGUGCAAAAGAAUACUUGUGCACUGAAUUUCCUGCCAGGAUUGUCCGUACACUAAAAGUGAAACUAGUCUAUGUGUGUGUCAAAAUAAGAUUUUUGCAAAUUAUUUCAAGUGCUUUUGUUAACUUGAGAUCAAAAUAAAUAUAAAGCUAGGAGUGUUCAUAAUUCAAUGAAAUGCAGCAAUUUCCAUGGAUGACAAUAAACACGAAAAUAAAAAAUAACACAAGCAUAUUUCAGGCCUCUCAGUUUAGAACAUAUUGAUUUUGGAAGUUUGUCAAUAAUGAAUAGAUUUAAGAAAUAUCUGGUAAGAUCACAGUUACAAAAAUCAUAUAAUAUACGCCUUUGGCCUUUUAUUACUACUAAUUGUUACUCAAGUUUUAGUUGGCAUGUAAGUAAUGGCUAUAUGUAUUGGCUUUGAUUUAAAGCUUUUGUGAAGUCAGGAGUUUGGAUGCGCAGUAAUUUAAUCACGAGUGAUUUAAUUAUAUGGUAUUUGCAUCUGAACGACUUGUGAAAUCCGACAGUGAAAUGCUUCGACCUCGGUCCAUAAUACCUUUUAUGGUAGGUUUUGUUUCUUUGUUUUGUUCGGUAUGUAACAUCCGUUUUCAACAUUAUUUAAGUUAUAUCAGGCGGACAGUUCACAUAAUCAUCGUUACUAGAUCACUAUAUCCGUAAGCAACUGCCAAUUUCUCACAUAAAGAAUCCUAGUUGGUAGCAGGGGUCGAACCCACGACCCUCCAUCAGCGAGAGGUUUCAGAGAUUACAAGUCCACGACUGUUUCCCUUGUAAACAUCACGAACCCGGCCUUAAUGCUGGGUCUGUGGUACAAUGAACAAGGAUAUAUGAGGCAAAUGCAAUUUAGACAAGUACUAUAAU
Messenger RNA from Mercenaria mercenaria, 4293 nucleotides. RefSeq lists its product as uncharacterized. Gene Ontology annotation, biological process: regulation of apoptotic process. The record is from RefSeq and is a predicted model, not a curated record. The transcript is spliced from 7 exons. Bases 185 to 1306 code for a protein of 373 amino acids. Lineage: Eukaryota; Metazoa; Mollusca; Bivalvia; Venerida; Veneridae.